UCCACCGUCCGCCCGCUGAGACGCGCCCAGCUGGGGACCGGCGGGGCCUGGGCGCUCCCAGCCUUCGCCUCCCCGCCCCACACUUCCCCUUCUGGGGGCACCGCUGCUGCUCUGGGGGCCAGGGGACGGGGGCCAAGACAAAGCCCACUUUGUGCGGGGAGUUGGCCGCGGGCGUGGAAUGUGCGCGUCGGCGCGUGCCCCCUUCCCGGGCCCCACCAGCUGCCAGUCUUGGCUCCCGGACUCGUAGCGUCGAAGAGAUCGCCCCCCAGCGUCACCCUCCCGCCCGGGGAUCGGGGCUUGGAGCUGACGCGGCCUGGAGUCGGCUCGGUCCCCUGGGGACGCGCGGGGGUGUGAGCCUGCGUGCGUUUUGUAGAGGAAUUCAUUCUCUCUGAAACUGGGCCCUGCGGCGCCCAGUCGGCGUGGACUCCCGUGCCUUGACCCUUCCUUUUUGCGGCCGCAGGUCUGAGCUGUCUGGCCUCAGUUUCCCUCCGAUUUUUCUCCACUCGGCCAGCUCCGUCACCUGCCGGUCAUUGUUCUCGCUGUCAAAUGGGGGUGUUUUGUGAAGGCUGCCAAGUUGGGGUGUGUUCUCUUUAUCCCAUUUUCCAAACAGAACAAGGCCUCUAAGGCUAACCCGGGACAACCGGCCCCCUAGGCCCCCCCACUUCACGUUUUGCACUGAUUUUCUUUUCGAGUAGUAUUUUAUUGUACGUGAGCCACGCCCUGCUUUCUUAAAGGCGCCUUGCACUCUGUUUGGCCAUGUGUUAUCGCUGCAGCUGGCGUCCAGUUGGAAGCCUCUUGUGAGCCACCUAUUUUUCCUCCGACCUCCGUCAAAGAUUUGGGGAUGCCCGGGGGGAAGAAGGUAGUCGGGGGCGGCAGCAGCGGUGCCGCCCCCGCUGCCACUGCCGCCCCCUGUGGGAUCAGGCGUUUGGAGACCAGCGAAGGGGCCUCAGCCCAGAGAGAUGAGGAGCCAGAGGAGGAAGGGGAAGAGGACCUUCGAGACGGAGGUAUCCCCUUCUUUAUCAACCGGGGUGGGCUACCUGUGGAUGAGGCCACCUGGGAAAGGAUGUGGAAGCAUGUGGCCAAGAUCCACCCCGAUGGAGAGAAGGUGGCGCAGCGGAUCCGUGGAGCCACGGACCUGCCCAAGAUCCCCAUACCGAGUGUGCCUACAUUCCAGCCAUCCACGCCCGUCCCUGAGCGCUUGGAAGCUGUGCAGCGCUACAUCAGGGAGCUGCACAGGUACAAUCACACAGGGACACAGUUCUUUGAAAUUAAGAAGAGCAGACCUCUGACAGGGCUGAUGGACCUGGCCAAGGAAAUGACCAAAGAGGCUCUGCCAAUCAAAUGCCUGGAAGCCGUGAUCCUGGGAAUUUACCUCACCAACAGCAUGACCACCCUGGAACGCUUCCCCAUCAGCUUCAAGACCUACUUCUCAGGGAACUACUUCCGCCACAUUGUGCUGGGGGUGAACUUCGGGGGCCGCUACGGGGCCCUGGGCAUGAGCCGGCGCGAGGACCUGAUGUACAAGGCGCCGGCGUUCCGCACGCUCAGCGAGCUGGUGCUGGACUACGAGGCCGCCUACAGCCGCUGCUGGCACGUGCUGAAGAAGGUGAAGCUGGGCCAGUGCGUGUCCCAUGACCCGCACAGUGUGGAGCAGAUCGAGUGGAAGCACUCGGUGCUGGACGUGGAGCGGCUGGGCCGCGAGGACUUCCGCAAGGAGCUGGAGCGACACGCCCGCGACAUGCGGCUCAAGAUUGGUAAAGGGACUGGCCCUCCCUCGCCUACCAAGGACCGGAAGAAGGAUGUAUCCUCUCCUCAGCGGAACCAGUCCAGUCCCCAUCGCAGGAACAGCCGUGGGGAAAGACGGCCAUCUGGGGAGAAGAAGCCGUCUGAGCCCAAAGCCAUGCCAGACCUCAAUGGGUACCAGAUCCGGGUGUGAGGAAGUGGCAGCACCCCGCUCAUCCCGCUCCUGGGGGCCAGGACCUACCUGUUGGACCAGCCACGUUCAUAGGGGAGGAAGGGCUGGUGAAGAGGCAGGUUGAAGGGCAGCAGGAAAUAUGUGUUCUAGCUCAGCUGCCCAAACUGCUCCCUCCCCCACUGAGCCGUGCCCCCUAACUUUGGGCAGAUAGGCGGUUAGUGUUUUGUUUGGAGUUUUUAACUCCACGACUGAUGUGUAUUUGGGAAAAAUGUAUAACUAAUGGAUCUGCCAGUGGCCAGAAGGCCAGUGCUUCGGAGGUCUGCAUGCAUGGGCUGGGUGAGGGGGCUGCCGGCUCUGCUGGCACCCUGCCCCUGUCCUAUGUUGGGACAUUUCCUGGCCCCACCAGGUCUGAGGCUUGGUGGGGUGGGGGAGGAGGCAUAAAGGUGUUUCUUCAGUCUGUCUGCCUUGGCAGAAUAUUGACCCAGGGAACGGGAAGCAGGGUAGGAAUCAUUGGGAAAGGUCUGUGUCACCCAUAAAUCAGGAGCUUGGCACAGGCCACAUCUGCCCCCAGGAGCAGGAGCCCCUGGCCCAGGAGAGCCCCACGGGCCCCUGGGACUAUUCAGGCUGGCACCGCCUACUGGCUCCGUCAUGCUGGGGACAGGCUAUUUGAGCACCCAGGAGAGAACCCCUGGGUGAAGAUGUUCCCAGGCCCCAAACUGCCUACUGGCUCUACUUGCUCAGACCCAACCCUGCCUAUGCUGUAGCCCAAGGAGCUCUCUGAACGGUCUGGGCUUUCGUGGAGGGCCCAGGGCUGCACUGGGGUCAUGGGGACUGAGCAGACAGGGCGGGUGGGACAUUCAGGCCUUGGGCACUGCCCAGCAGUGGGCACUGCUCCUCCCCAUGUUACCUCAGCCCUUGUUGGGGAAAUUGAGAGCAGACCAGGAUGCUUGUGGCUCAGGCCAGCCUUCCUGGUUAGCAGCCCAGCUUGGAGGCUGCAGUGAUGCUUAGGCCUGUCGCAUGGGCAUCUCGUCAGGGCCCUGGCAGGGCAGAACCUGAGCAGCUGGGGUCAUGCAAGAUACCUGGCUGCGAAGUGAGAGCCUGUGGAGAGGUUGUCAGGGCUCAGGAAAGGAGGCUUAAGCAACAAGGAAGUGUAGGCCAAGGGCACCAUGUAGCCACUGAGUGGAUAGAACCCAGGAGCUGGAGGUGUAUGUGAGAAAGGGUUGGGGGAAAGUUUAGGAUCAGAUUGCCUUGGGGGGUGGUGAGUUCUCUACUUCAGGAAGUAUUCAAGCAAAGACUAGAUGGCUACUUGUCAGGAAGCUAUACAGAGGAUUCAAGUUCUGGAAGGGUAGUUGGAUGAGAUGAACAGUAAGUUUUUGCUGAGAGGCUAGGAUUCAGUCAGGGCCAGCUGUCAGUAAGGCUGUGGAGGUGCUUGGAGCCUGGAUAAGAGAGGGGUCAAACUAGAGUAGUAAAUCCAGAUGCCCACAGGGGCCAAGCAGGUACUUACAAAGAGGGCUGCUGGGCUGGGGGGACUGAGGCCAACGAAGAAGGGUAGACCGCACUAGAGGGGCCGCUGCUACUCAGCUCUUCCCACAGUGGGGCCCUGAGUUGCUAGGUCACCUGAUGUUUCAGAAGCCAGAACUCUGAAUUUUUAUGUGAAUUCUCUGAUUUUUAAAUGUUGGCAAUCAAUCAAAAAAAUUUAAAAACCCAAUACAGGCAAAAAAGAACAGCAGUUUGCAAUCUCUGGAGUAGAAAGAGCUUGUUCUGGGAGAAGUCCACUGAGAUGCUUUGAGGGAGAAAGCGAGACCGUUCUAAGCUUCCUAGAGCUGGGCUGGACCAGGAAAGGGCCUUACAGCCACAGCCGAGAAUGAGGAAACGCCAUUGAAGUGCCUCCCAUAGUGAGCAACCAUGCUGUGUUCCUCCUACUCACGGUCCCAGCAGACUAUGGAUCUAUGUGGUGCUGUCACCACAGGGGUGGAGGGGACUAGAGAGAGUGCAGCUCUCAGCCUGUGCCUGAGGCAAAGAGGCAGGGGAGGAAGAGACAGGGAGACCUUUGCUGAUGCAGAGAGGCACCAGAGCCGGCAGCUCAUCAAACCAGCAGCUCUUGGCCCAGAGCCAGGCCCAGCAACGGGCAGCCAGAGGCACUCUGGGAGGCCACUGGUUGGUCCCUUCCCCCGCCAAGUUCCUCAUGGGUUCAGUGGGCCCUGGGGAGGUGCCCACUGGCCCACACCCUGGCCAGGGCAAUCCGAGGGGCACUGUGUUAUGACCCCUGACUCACCAGCCCAGCCCAGCUUUGAGGGAAUGCAGAUGGUGUUCCCAGGUUUGCCUAAGGCAGAGAUGGCUGUCUUUGGGAGGUGUGAGGCAGAAAGCAAACUCCCUUCUGGGUCUGGAUGUGGGUGCCCCAAGGGGGCCACUGAUCAGCAGGGGAGUGGUCCCUCAGAUGUCUUUGGGACUUCCCAGGGAGGACAGGAGGACAGGGCUUGAGAGGAAGGGAUGUAUGAGGGAGCUGGGAGCUCAGGUCAGGGAGACAUGGAGGAAGCUGCUUCUGAUACCAGAACCCUAAAAGGACACCGGGACCCACUAGCCCUCUAGGAGAAGGAAGUAGAACGAAGCCCCAGCCCCUCUUUCAGAUUCCCUAGCACUCACCUUUCCUAAGCCAAGACCUCGGGCCUAUGACCACCACAGGAUAUAGCGGUGCUCUUUAUUUCCCACGUUUCUCAUAUGUAGCAACCCUCCUCCUCCCUUCCCGGGUGUGUUUACACAGGCUCUGCUCCCUGGGGCUGGCCUGGCUUCAAGGUUUCUAGGGAGGCACAGAGGCAGGGACUUUGGGGCCUUAGUCACUAUCCUUGGUAUAACCUCAUCUCACUUCCUCUGAGGGACAAGGGCCUGGCUGUGACCCUAGCUUCUCCUGCCUCAGGUCUGCCUUCCAGCACUCAGUGUGGGCUCAUCUGUACCCUCUGCUGGGUGAGGAGGGGUCAAGAUGAGGUCAGAGAAAGCUGGUUGGCGAAGGUGGGCCAGAUCCGGGGUGACAGCAGGGUCUCCCCCAACACCUAGUUCCUUAUGCUCGAUACCAGGGUGAGAGCACUGGGAAGCUGGGUUGAGGGAGCCUUCCGAUCCCACCUGCCAGGCCUCUCCCUCCCAUGGCCUCACCACAUACUCAUCUUCCCCUCACCCAUCUGCCAGAUAACCCCAUGCUUAACUAGGGCAUGGCCAGUGGGGAAAGCAGCAGCUCCCUGGUCCAGGGGCUGUACCGAUAAAAGCCCAGGGCUGAGGGGCCUAGGGAGCUGGGCUUUUGAGAAGGCCAAGUUAACCUCUCUGGCUUCCUGCCCUCUCAGUGUCAUCUCAUGCCCCCACCCCUUCCAACUGGGACUUAACUUCCUGGCUCUGGGACUCGGUGUGAUUCUGGCUGGUAGAGUGCCCAGAAGCCUGCUUGCACAGGUCUGAUUUUCUUGCCUGGAUUAUUUUCUACCUUAGCUGCAGUGAUGUCCCCAGGCCUACUCUCUCUACGCAAUUUCUCUGGCCUUUGAGUGCAGGGAUGUGAAAGCUGGGGUCCACUAUAUCGAUGGCUUCUUUGUGCCAGAGCUCAAGUCUGUGGAAAUUCCCACUGAAAAGCCAGUGUGAAGGGCAGGAGACAGUCCUCUGGAGUAUGGGGUUGAGGUGGCAAGUCUGCCCCCACCAGGCCCCUGCCUUUUACCAGCUUCCCCAGGCCAGGCAGGGCUGCCAUGGUGCUAGUGGCAAGGCCAUCAGUACUGACCCCUUGCCCCAUCUUGGUGCUCUGGAGUCUCAAUUCUCUUUUUCUUCAAGUCUGACAAGAGAGAAGAAACUCGGGUGUGCUUGGCCCUGGGGCCUGGUGAUGAUGGAGCACCCCCUCCCUUAAGUUUUGUGUUCGGUUGCCAUGUUGUAUUAGACUUCUAGACUUUGUUCUUCCAGUCCUGCUCAUGUCAGUAUUGCCCCUUCCUUUUCACACUUCAUCACAUUCCUGUCUUCACUUCUCCCCUGAAAUGAAUAAAGUCUCCCCUGCUCGGU
Molecule: messenger RNA, 5938 nt
Organism: Loxodonta africana (African savanna elephant)
Lineage: Eukaryota; Metazoa; Chordata; Mammalia; Proboscidea; Elephantidae
Gene: VASH1
Product: vasohibin 1
Exons: 7
Coding region: 842-1936 (364 amino acids)
Biological process (GO): regulation of angiogenesis
Cellular component (GO): cytoplasm
Source: RefSeq, a predicted model, not a curated record